Messenger RNA from Scylla paramamosain (green mud crab), 2292 nucleotides. RefSeq lists its product as uncharacterized. Bases 316 to 1836 code for a protein of 506 amino acids. NCBI's taxonomy places the organism in Eukaryota, Metazoa, Arthropoda, Malacostraca, Decapoda, Portunidae. Gene Ontology annotation, molecular function: zinc ion binding. The transcript is spliced from 5 exons. The record is from RefSeq and is a predicted model, not a curated record.
GUACUGCCUGGCCGGGUUGGCCCAGUGUUCUCGCCCUCAGCCGGAGUGUGGAGUGUGGACGCUGCCCGUGCAGAUGGACACAGCCACCCCAUCAGGCGAGAGUGUGGGGCGGCCAUCUCCAGCUAAGACGUGAUGCAUUUGUUACAUCUAUUGUUUCUGAUUAGAUAAAAGCCUCUGCACAAGAUACGGAAACGCCUACAGUCAGCCAGCACAACAGAUAAGACGGAUAAGAGGGAGAGGAAGAGACAGUCAGCAUUCAUUAGUUGCAAAAGAAAUCCCUACCACUUCGCAGGGCCGCCCGUCUCCCCGCCCAGCAUGACAACGCCAGCAGCAGGAGCCUCGGGAGGGUUUCGGGACGCCAUGAGCUGUGACGUGUGCGCGGAGCUCUACGAUCAACCCAUCAAAACACCACUCGUGCUGCCUUGUGGCCACACCUUCUGCCGCCCUUGCCUGACUGAUAUCAAAAAGUCAGGCCGCUUCCAUUGCCCCACUUGCAGGGCGGGACACAACAACCUGCAGGUGGAGGCGCUCACUGUCAACUACUCGCUGCUCAACAUUUUGCCUCUUUGCAAUCAGUUUGAGUGUGCCACCUGCACAACUCAUGGAGACGACCUGCGGUACUGGUGUGCCAACUGUGACCUGGCGCUGUGCAGCAUCUGCCUCUACUCGGGCCACCCUCAGGGCCACACCGUCAAACUGGCGCAGACUUUUGUGUCGGAGCAAAAACAAAAACUUGAAGAAAGAAUUAAUGUCAUCUUCAAAAACAUAGAGCAACACAAAAAGGAAUUAAAGAAAGUCUUCAAUGAUGUAGACGCUCAGGUGGUGCAGCUUUUCCGCAAGAAUGCCCACUUGCACAACACAGAAGUGGUUGUUAGAGACCUGCUUGACAACAUCAGGAAAGCAAACGACAUUGCCUCGGUGGUGUCCUAUGAGACGGUAGUGAAAGAGUUACAGUUUAAGAAAGAUUUGGCGGAUCCUGACGAUGAGAAAGCACGAGAGAAAGCUCACCCUUCAGGAGACGCUCUAGUUAAGGAGAACUUGCCGGCUGGAGACAAAGAUGCACUGCUAGUUAUGACUGAAGAUCCGAAAGAAGCUGGAUCUGAAGCAAUUAAGGCAGCAAAAGCAGCAGGAACAAUCGUAUUUGGGCAGCCUGCGAUUCAUAGAAAUACAUUAGUUUGCGGACGCCGUGGCUUAAGAGAUCCCAGGGUGAGUCACUUCAUAGCAAGAGAAAUAGCGAGCUCUAACCAGCCACAACAAGACCCUGCAGAGGCCCCGCGCGCAGUGAUGGACUACAGUGACGGUCGCCUGCUGCUCCAUACGCUGGCCGCACCAGCCAUUAAGAGGCUAUCCCUGCAGGUGCCACACGAGGUGUUCCUGGAGUUGGGUGUGGGUGACAGGCGUCUGGGUCGCGUCUACAUCAGACUAUGGUGCCAUCUACGUCGAGCACAGCAGUUCCUAGCACUGUGCAUGGGCACGAUGGGUCCAUCUUUACUGAGAGCCAAAGCCUCUGAGAAAGUGAGGAAUAUCAUCGUGUUUCGGUCUGCUGUGGAUAGAAACAACCAGGCAGUCUCGCAUGCUUUACUGACGGGAUUGGAGUGGGGCGGCCAGCACUCCAAGGCAGAUGCUGAGGGUCUUGUUACUGGGAUGACUUCAAAUAACGACAUGGCGUUUGGCAUCUGCACCCAAGGACAUACAGGUACGGCGAUGCAUGCUGUAUUUGGUGAGGUGGUCGCCGGCCUUGAGGUGACAAAAGAAGCCUUCCACUACAAUCCAGUCAAUGAGGUCACCAUCACUUCCUGUGGCCUCGUGCUGCCCGGCCUCUCGCAAGAAGGCUGACACGCUCGCAGAGGAGGGAACCACCGAGGAAGAGGCAGGAAGGCGCUCGCUGGGACAGUCUGAACCCAAGAUAUACUGAGGGAAUACAUGCGAAACCUCUCUCUCUCUCUCUCUCUCUCUCUCUCUCUCUCUCUCUCUCUCUCUCUCUCUCUCUCUCUCUCUCUCUCUCUCUCUCUCUCUCUCUCUCUCUCUCUCUCUCUCUCUCUCUCUCUCUCUCUCUCUCUCUCUCUCUCUCUCUCUCUCUCUCUCUCUCUCUCACAGAUUUUUAUUGUGGCUGCCUGUCUAUUUUCUUAUGAUAUCGCAUCUAAAUAGAAUUAGUACUUUCCUUCACCGUGUGCCAUGAUUACGGUGUGGUUAUUUCACUUUUUGAGGCUAAAUUGUUCGUGAUGAAUGGCGGGGAUGUAACUUACAAUGCCAAGUCCUUGUUGAUGAUACAUAAAUAGCAAACCACACGAG